This is a messenger RNA of Actinia tenebrosa (Australian red waratah sea anemone), 1730 nucleotides long. Its product is annotated as growth/differentiation factor 8. Gene Ontology annotation, cellular component: extracellular region. NCBI's taxonomy places the organism in Eukaryota, Metazoa, Cnidaria, Anthozoa, Actiniaria, Actiniidae. The record is from RefSeq and is a predicted model, not a curated record. Gene Ontology annotation, molecular function: cytokine activity; growth factor activity.
UCUUUUAAACCAAGUCGGGUACAUUAUACUUGUUGCGUCAAAAAUAUCCCAAAGGGACCACAGUACAGGCGAUAACACAACAGCCAGAACGAGAGACCAUCCGACACGGCAGCUGAUAGCUCCGUAAAAGGAAGACCAUGAAGCAUUUUCACUUGCUUGUAUUCUGCAUCACCGCAAUAGCAGUUCGGAACUCGUCAAGCAAAUGCUCAAAAUGUCCACACAAUAUGCAACAAAUAAAAGAAGCAAGGCUCAAAGUCAUCCAGAAAGAAAUACUCGAUAAAUUAGGUCUACCUCAUCCACCUAAUAUCACUAGUCAAAAUAUCUUGAAGUUACAGCCGGUUAAGGAGCUGAUAGAGUCGGAAAAACUCAACAUGGAUGCAAACCCCGAAGAGUUUCAUGAAGACAACUAUCACGCCAAGACUCACAAAAUCAUUUUGUUUCCAGAAACAGCUCCUAAGCUUAUUGCAGAUCAAGUAGAAAAGUGUUGCUAUUUUACCUUCACUGGUAAGGCGCAUGGACAUGGGCUUCGAGUGCACAAGGCCUCGCUUCAGGUUUACGUCAAAAGAGAACCCAACACCGGCAAAACAAACGCCACUCGCGACCUCAAAACAUCUAUAAAUGUGUUCCAAAGAGGUUUUCCUGUAAUCGAUGGAGCUCCGCAGAAAAUACUGGUUGCAUCCAAAACAAUAAACACUAACAAGAAUGAAGCGUGGUACAUUUUUAAUAUACGAUCCUUAGUCAAGUCUUGGAGGAAAAAACCUAAAAUGAAUUUAGGAAUUGAUCUGGAAAUCGAAGGUGAUGACUCCUACCGUUUGGUUCACGGCAACAGCAUAGCGUACCAGCCGUUUCUGGAGGUGCACACCAAGAAUAGGAAGAGAAGAAGGCUCAAACGAAGGGCCGGGUUGGAAUGUGGGUUCGGGCGGAUGGAAAAACGUUGCUGUCGACAGUCACUCAUGGUGGAUUUUGUAACUUUGGGAUGGGAUUGGAUCAUUGCUCCUAAGCGGUUUACCGCCUAUUACUGCACCGGAGAGUGUGAAGAUAUGGUCCUACCAAUGCACGCGCAUGCUCACUUGAUGGCUACAGUCCGAGGCAACAACCGCAGCGAUUUUUGUUGCACACCUAGCAAAAUGUCCGCCAUUUCCAUGCUCUAUUUUGAUUUGAAAAAUAGAAUUGUGCUGGAAGAAGUACCCGCCAUGAUCGCAGAUACCUGUGGAUGCUUGUAGCAACUUCAAAAUAAGCUGUAUUACUCCCUCGUUAUCUGUUUCUAGAACGUCUUAUUUUUCUCACUUAAUGGUUUAAUGUCACUAGUACGAUUUUGUGGGAGCCUAUGAUUAGAUUGGCGAGAUUAUCUCGUCAUCUGUUUCUAGAAGGACUUUUUUUCUAGACAUUUUUGUAGUUCUCCUUUUAAACAUUGACCGUCCAAAGAUGUCUGUCUGUCAGGAUUAAAUUGUGUAACAAAUGCAGUCUUUUUGGUAAAAUGGAAAAAAAUCGUUCCUUGGCCCAAAAAGAGGCAGGCUUUAGAAGUUGUGACAAAAGGUCUAACUAGCCCAACAGCAAACACUAUUUAGACAAGUUGAUGUAAAAUAAUUGAAACGUAAGUUCAAAGAUAGAAAAGUUUUGUUAGAAGUAGUAUAGGCACUCACAGAGUGGCUAUUAUUUAUUGAGAGUUAUCAAGUGUAGAUGCACUUUAAAAUUGAAGGAGAAAUAAAGAAAUGCGUGUGUGACGAGAA